Molecule: messenger RNA, 2603 nt
Organism: Empidonax traillii (willow flycatcher)
Lineage: Eukaryota; Metazoa; Chordata; Aves; Passeriformes; Tyrannidae
Gene: ZBTB4
Product: zinc finger and BTB domain containing 4
Exons: 2
Coding region: 21-2603 (860 amino acids)
Biological process (GO): negative regulation of transcription by RNA polymerase II; regulation of cytokine production; regulation of immune system process
Molecular function (GO): protein binding
Source: RefSeq, a predicted model, not a curated record
CGCAGGUGGCCCGCGCGGGGAUGGCUCCGGUCGUGGAGGUGUCGGACGCCGGGCACUGCCGGGCGCUGCUGCUGGAGCUGAACGAGCAGCGGCUGCGGGGCCAGUUCUGCGACGUCACCAUCAUCGCCGAGGACACCAAGUUCCGCGCCCAUAAGAACGUCCUGGCCGCCUCCAGCCCCUUCUUCAAGCGCGCCCUGGCGCAGGAGCCCGCCUGCCCCUCGCCCGCCCAGGUGCUGGAGCUGCCGGGCGUGCAGGCCGGCGUCUUCUCCGACGUGCUCAACUUCAUCUACAACUCGCGCCUGGCGGUGCCGUCGCCGGCGGCCGCGCGGGCGCUGGGGGCCGUGGGCCGGCGCCUGGGCAUCCCCUCGCUGCAGGGGCUGGAGGCGGCGCCGCCCCGGGACGCCAACGGCACGUGGGCCCCUCCGCCGCCGCCGCCUCCCCCCGCCGUGGGGGACCCCCGCGCGCCCGCCGCCGCCCCCGUGGACCUCACCUGCCCGGCGCGGCCCGGCGAGACGGCGGCGGCGGCGGGCGGGGACACGGCCACGGCGGCACCGUCCUCGCCCUCGCCGGUGUCGCCGGCCUCGCCGGUGUCGCCGGUGUCGCCCGGGCUGCGCUGCGGGCUGUGCGGGCGCGGCUUCAGCUCGGCGGCCGCGCUGGCCUUCCACGCCAAGCUGCACCGCGGGCGCCGCGGCCUGGCCUGCCGCCACUGCGGCAAGAGCUUCAUCCACGUCAAGCGCCUGCAGACGCACGAGGUCGGCUGUCGUGACGGGGACGGGGACGGGGACGCCGCCGCCAACGCCGCCGCCGCCGCCGCCACCACCACGACCACAACCACCACGACCACGCCCGCCGGCGCCGGCGUGGCCGCCUCGCCGGCGCCCAAGGCGGCCAAGAAGGCGCUGCUGCUGCGGCACCGGGCGCUGGAGCCGGGCCCCGAGCAGGAGCCGGUGGUGAAGGUGGUGGACGGGCAGGUGCUGUACCUGUGCGGGGUGUGCCACCGCUCCUACAUGACGCUGUCCAGCCUGAAGCGCCACGCCAACGUCCACUCGUGGCGCCGCAAGUACCCGUGCCGCUACUGCGACAAGGUGUUCGCGCUGGCCGAGUACCGCACCAAGCACGAGGUGUGGCACACGGGCGAGCGCCGCUACCAGUGCAUCUUCUGCUGGGACACCUUCGUCACCUACUACAACCUCAAGACGCACCAAAAAGCCUUCCACGGCAUCAGCCCGGGGCUCAUCGCCUCCGAGAAGACGCCCAACGGUGGCUACCGGCCCAAGCUCAACGCGCUCAAGCUCUACCGCCUGCUGCCCAUGCGGGCGCACAAGCGGCCCUACAAGACCUACAGCCAGGGCGCGGUGGCGGACGGGGCGGGGGGGGUCCUGCUGCCCCCCGGCGCGCCCGUGGGCGACUCCCCCGCGGCCGCCCCGGCGCCCGGCGAGGCCUUCCCGGCGCCGCGGCCCGAGCCGGCGUCGGUGAUCGCCUACGGCCGCGCCGCGCCCUCCGUCAUCGUGCGCAGCAGCGGCGCCGCCGCCUCCGUCAUCGCCUACAACGGGCGGGCGGCCGAGGAGGCGCCGGGCGUGCCCGAGGUGCCGGCGGCGCCCGCGGCGCCCGCGGUGCCCAUGAAGAAGCAGGUGCUGCGCGACUACAUCGAGGCCCAGCGCGCGGCGGCCGCGGCGGCCGAGGCGGGCGCCGGCGACGGCACCGACACCGACACCGCCAGGACGGCCGCCCCCAACGCCGGGACCCCCGCGGGCGGCACCGGGGGCGGCACGGGCGGCACCGCCGGGGGCGGCGGCCGCACCAUGACCUACGUGGCCAAGCCGGCCUACGCGGGCUCGGCGGGCGAGGGGCUGUGCCAGAUCACGGUGCGCAUCGGCGAGGAGGCCAUCGUGAAGCGCCGCAUCUCCGGCAACGACCUGCGCGGCGACGCCGGUGACGCCUCGCCCGCCACCACCACCGCCACAACCGCCACAACCGCCGCCACCCGUGACGACAGCGACGCUGAGGACCGGCUGUGGCGGCCCUACUACUCCUACAAGCCCAAGCGCAAGGCGGGCGGCACCCCCAGCGUGGCGAAGGCGAAGAAGAAGCCGCGCUGGCGCCGCAAGCUGCGCUCGCUGCGCUGGGCGCCGCCCGAGGGGGACGGGGACGGUGCUGGCGGCGCCGGUGACACCGAGGAGGGCGGCGGCGGCGACUCGCGGCGCCGCGAGCGGCUCCACCCGUGCCGCGUGUGCGGGAAGAGCUUCUCGGCGCUGCGGAAGCUGCGCAAGCACCAGCGGGGACACCACGAUGACACCACCGCCGCAGUGACGCCGGCGGCGGCGGCGGCGGCCUCGGGGGGCGCGGGCGGGGGUCCCCCCGGCGGAGCCCCCCGGGUGGGGCGGCGGCCGUCGCUGCGCUUCGCCUGCGCCCGCUGCGCCAAGGUGUGCAAGACGGCGGCGGCGCUGAGCCGGCACGCCAAGCGCCACCGCCCGGAGUCCCCCCCGCCCACGACGCCGGGUGUGCAAGGGGUGUCCUCGUGCGACAAUGAGUGUGCAGGGGGGGAGUCCCUCGUGCGAGUGUGCAAUGGUGAGUGUGCAAGGGGCUCCCUCGUGCAACUGUGA